Dermatophagoides farinae (American house dust mite) is the source of this 1981-nucleotide messenger RNA. It is a transcript of the gene TfIIS, whose product is annotated as RNA polymerase II elongation factor. Gene Ontology annotation, cellular component: nucleus. Gene Ontology annotation, molecular function: zinc ion binding; nucleic acid binding. Gene Ontology annotation, biological process: DNA-templated transcription; transcription elongation by RNA polymerase II. Lineage: Eukaryota; Metazoa; Arthropoda; Arachnida; Sarcoptiformes; Pyroglyphidae. The record is from RefSeq and is a predicted model, not a curated record.
AUUCUAUGAAGAAUACUUUCGUCGUGUUUUUAUUUUAUUUUAUUUUGGUUUGUUUUUUUUUGCGAACUGCUCGUGCUCGUUAAUUUUGUGUUUGGUGUGAGAAAACUGGUUGUCUGGUUGUUUGUUCGUUUGCUUGUCGGCCGUUGUUCUAAUCGGCCACGGGCUCCCUCUUUGCUCAAAUUUCAUUUCAAUCUCAUCAUUUCGGCUGCUUGUUUUCAUCGUUUUUCCCGGCAUAAUUUUUUUUUUUGCUUUCAUUCCUCUAUGUCUGCGAGCAAAUUCGAAGUGUUCCCUUUUAUUUUUUGCUGAAAAAAAAAUUCUUAAUUUCUCACCAUUCAUAAUGGCCAAUGAUGAAGAAUUGAUGCGUGUGGCUAAAAAGCUGGAUAAAAUAGCAAUUCGAAAGGAUACUUCGAGUGCUGCACAAGCUGUAGACAUUUUGAAAGCAUUACAACGAAUGAAAAUCACAUUGGAUCAGAUACAGAAAACGAAUAUUGGGAAAAUUGUUAAUCAUUUACGAAAAUCAAUUCACGACGAAGAGAUUAGUUCGUUAUCGAAAUCAUUGAUUAAAACAUGGAAAAAAUUAUUGAAUGAAAAAGAUAAUGGUAAUGGUGGUGGUAGCGGUGCGGCGAUUGGUAGUGGAAACAACAAUGGAAACAAAACUUGUAAUAAUAACGAUAAUGGAAUGAUUUCAAUGGAUUCUAUGGCUGAUUGUAAUAAUGAUAGUUCUAGAUUAUCACAAUCGUCAUCACAAUCAUCACCGAAUAUGAUCAAUGGUUCUAAUAAUAAUAAUAAUAACAACAAUAAUUCAUCAAAUGCAAGUAGUGGUGGCAGCGUUGGCAUGGCGUCCAGACGUCCACCACAAUUACCCAAACAAACAUCGUUUCCUUCUGAUACAACUAAUUCUGUUCGUCUUAAAUGUCGUGAAUUAUUGGCAAACGCAUUGAAACCGGAUCCUGAAAUGGAAAAAGACGAAGCAUUCUAUGAUGUGGAAAUAUUAGCCGCCGAAAUUGAGGACAAUAUUUAUAAAGAAUUUAAAGAUACGAAUCUUCGAUACAAGAAUCGUGUUCGUUCACGUGUAUCGAAUUUGAAUGAUAAAAAGAAUCCUGAUCUCAAAUUGAAUGUACUACGGGGACAUAUUAAACCCGAAAGAAUUGCAGCGAUGACAGCCGAGGAAAUGGCCAGCAAUGAAAUGAAACAAUUGAGACAAAAAUUCACAAAAGAAGCAAUCAAUGAUGCUCAAAUGUCAUUAACAGGUGGAACGAAAACUGAUCUGAUAAAAUGUCCAGCAUGUAAAAGGAAUAAUUGUACUUAUAAUCAGGUUCAAACACGUAGCGCCGAUGAACCAAUGACAACAUUCUGUUAUUGUAAUGAAUGCGGAAAACGAUGGAAAUUUUGCUAAAUUUUUGGAAUGCGCAAUCUUAUUGAUCAAUGAAUGAAUGAAGGAUUUGGCUCAUCAUCAUCAUCAUCAUUUUGUUGUUUAAAACAUUAGUAUAAAAAAAAAGUUUUUCCAUUCAUUCUGCCAAGAAAUUUAUAUAUAAAUUCUAAUAAUUGAUAAACUGCUUCAGACAAUUGUUUUAAUACACUUCAUUACACAUAAAUUAUAUAUUAUAUAGUUAUUCUAUAUUUCUUGAUGAACAAAACAAAACAUUUUUCUUCCUCGGUCAUUUUUUUUUUUUUUUUUUUUUUUGAUUAAUUAAUGAUGUGGUCAGUCAUUCAAUCUCAGUCUUAUAAAAUAUUUUAUCAUCCCAACAAUCAUUGACAAUGAUCGAUUUGAAAACAAAAAGAUAAUGAUAAUUUGGUAUUUGUCUCUUAAUAAAUCAAAUUUAAAAAAAAAAAAAGUAUAUGGAAUGAUGAUUAAACUUUGACAUGAAACUCGAUCGUUUGAAAUUUGAUAAACAAAUUUUUCGAAUAUGUUUAUUUCACUCUGUAACGCCAUCUUUUGAUGAAAACUAUAAACUUUGAUUAAAAUUAAUAUUUGUUUUUG